AUGAACGACAGAAUAGUGAUUAUUGGUGCCGGAUCGGCUGGCAUUGCGGCUGCUGCAAAACUAGUGCAACAUGGUUUUAAAAACUUGGAAAUUCUCGAAGCCAGCGAUAGGAUUGGAGGUCGUAUUCGAACAGUUCCGUUUGGUCAAAGUGUGGUCGAAUUGGGUGCUCAAUGGUGUCACGGAGCGAAGAACAACGCGGUGUAUGAAAUGGCAAACCCACACGGACACUUGGAAAAGUCUCGUUUCACCAACGGAAAUGUGAUGUUGUUUUCCGAUGGAACAAGAGUUCCCUCUGACCUGACGAAGCGACUUCAAACCCUUGCUGAUCAACUAAUGAGUGGACCGGAAAUUCAACAGUCUACAGAAACGUUAGGAGAUUAUUUUGUGAAUGCAUUUAAGCGAAAAAUUACUGAAUCUCGUGAUUUGAAUAGUAUUGAUGAAAACCUGGUCGAAAAAUUUAUAGUAUUUUAUCAUAAUUACCUAAAAGGUUAUCUGGCCAUCGAUUCUUGGCAAAAUUUAACCGCUGCUAAUUCCAUUGAUUAUGAAGAAUGUGAAGGAAUACUAAGAAUGAAUUGGAAGGGAAAAGGUUUUAUAACUAUACUCGAUUUACUAAUGAAACAGCAGACGACGCUUAAUGUUUACAAAAGUUUAUUGGACGGACAAAUCAAGUUUAAUCAAAAAGUUACACGUAUAACCGUUUCCUUAGGAGUUCUCAAGGAAAAAAUGCGAUCACUAUUCUUGCCAGAGCUUACCGAAUCAAAAUUGAACGCUAUUCAGGGGUUGCACUUUGGUACAGUCAAUAAAGCUUUUAUGGAAUUCGAAUAUCCAUUUUGGGAAAAGCAUGGUAAUGUGUUCCGUUUACUUUGGAACCAAGACAGUUUGGAGGAAGUACGAGCGUCACAAUACAAAUGGGUCGAAGGAGUAUCUUCGUUCUUUUGCGUUGAUAACAACCCAAAUGUUCUGGCUGCGUGGUUAGUGGGACAGGAAGGACUCAUGGCCGAGUAUCUAACGGAUGACGCAGUACAAGAAGGACUGUUAAUGAUUUUGAGAAAAUUCUUCACUGGAAUCGAUAUUCCAAAACCUAUCGGUUUUUUCAGGUCUACCUGGCACACCGAUCCAAACACCCUUGGUUCAUAUUCGAGCCGUUCAUUGCUAACGGAAAAGCUUUCCACCGGGGCAGCCGAUUUAUCCGAGCCUAUCGCAAAUCCAGCCGGGAAACCCGUAAUAUUGUUCGCCGGUGAAGCUACCAGCCCAAAUCAUUGGUCGACAGUCCACGGUGCCAUUGAGACCGGUUGGCGAGAGGCGGAUCGUAUAUUCAACUAUAUCACCUCUAAUGAGUUGCUGCACCCAAAAAUAUUAAUCAUCGGUGCGGGUGCUGCCGGUAUAGCUGCUGCCACACGGUUAUAUGAAGGCGGAUUUCGAGAUUUGACCAUUCUAGAGGCGGAAAACCGGAUCGGUGGAAGAAUUCAUACUAUACCGUACGGGGAAAAUGUUUUGGAUUGCGGAGCACAAUGGGUACAUUCCAAGACCGAUAAUAUUGUGUAUGACAUGGCAGCUAAGUAUGAUUUACUUGAGAUCAAUUCACACCGCGAGAAUGAACUGUGUAUAAAAUCCAAUGGAGAGGAAGUACCUUUAGAGUUAUCUAAUCAAAUUUUGGAUCUGCUUACAAGCUCUAAUGAAGAUGUUGAAAAACUGAAAUCGUACCAAAAAUCUUUGGGAGAUUAUUAUACGGAAUGCUUUCAGGAAGCGCUACAGAGUGGCAAAUUUGGACAUAUUGACACUCAAACGUGUUAUCAGGUGUUCGAUUUUUUCCGAAAAUAUCACACGACAUACAAUGCAGUGGAUAGCCUUUACGAAGUAUCUGCUCCCGGAUUGCUGGAGUUCACUGACUAUCAAGAUGAAUACCUUAUCAAUUGGAAGACAAGAGGAUUUAAAACAAUACUAGACAUUUUGAUGAAAUGCCUUCCGGAACAAAAAGCAACUCCGAUUCCGUUGGAGGACUUCACGCUGUUCAAUAAACAUGUUUCUCAAAUCCAUUAUGCUGCGAACCCGGAUCAUCCCGUGCGUGUCACAUGUUUGGACGGCAGUAGCUAUUUUGCUGAUCACGUGAUCAUUACAGUUUCGUUAGGAGUUCUAAAAGAAAUCCAUAAUACGCUGUUCAGCCCAAAACUACCUUUACUCAAAGUAAAUGCCAUAGAAGGCCUAUAUAUAGGAACAGUCGAUAAGAUGGUGCUGGAAUUCGAUACACCAUUCUGGCCAAACGGGUGGCGAGGUUUUGGCAUUUUAUGGAAUAAAGAAGAUUUAGAUAAGCUGCGUCAAACGGAUAAAAGAUGGACGGAAAGUAUUUGCAGUUUUUUCGUGCCAGAACAUCAACCCAAUAUGCUAGUGGGUUGGAUUUAUGGAAAAGAUGCCAGGACAAUGGAAGCACUUUCUGAGGAAAAGGUCAUUGAAGGACUGCUCUUUAUUUUACGUAAAUUUUUAAUCAGAUACUCUAUACCGGAGCCCAAAUCAUUCAAACGUACCACUUGGUACUCAAACAAGAAUUUUCGUGGAGCUUACACCAGCCGUUCGGUUGUUUCGGAUAUUUUGGACUGCAAGGCUGCUGACUUGGGGAUGCCCUUGUUCAAUGCGAAUGGCAAACCGGUGGUGCAGUUUGCCGGGGAAGCAACUCACCCGGAGUACUACUCAACGGUACAGGGCGCUAUCGGUAGUGGCUGGAGAGAAGCAGAUCGACUUGUAGAUUUAUAUAAAAACAAACAAAUGACUAUAAAGUACAGCAAACUUUAAAUGUUAGGCUGUGAAAAUAAAU
Molecule: messenger RNA, 2809 nt
Organism: Sabethes cyaneus
Lineage: Eukaryota; Metazoa; Arthropoda; Insecta; Diptera; Culicidae
Product: spermine oxidase-like
Exons: 8
Coding region: 1-2787 (928 amino acids)
Molecular function (GO): polyamine oxidase activity
Source: RefSeq, a predicted model, not a curated record